AUGUAUCUCCACGACUACGGUAUUCAUAUCUCGCCACCAGUACUCUCUUCGGACACAACUUUGAUCAGAAUUGAUUCACAAACAAGUGGUUAUGGUUAUUCAUUGGUGGUUAUGGCCAGCGCUCGCCGCGAUAAUAUGAAACGAGGCCGAGGCCGAUAUCUGUUGCUCAACGCGAUCGCGAAUCAAUUGCGUUACCCGAAUGCACAUACUCACUUCAGCUGCGUGUUUCUGUUUUUGUUCUUGAACUCGGAUCACGUCGCGAUUCAGCAAAUCACACGCAUACUCUUCGAACGAUUGGCAUUGCGUCCACAUCCGUGGGGUUUACUCAUCGCGUUCAUUGAAUUCAAAAAUCCCGUUUACAACUUCUGGAAGUACAAGUUCACCCGGUGCGCUCCUGAAAUUGAGCGCGAGCACGUGCGUUACGGCAUGAUCAGCGGAUUCAGAAGCGAGCAAGGCGUAAAGGCCUAG
Molecule: messenger RNA, 468 nt
Organism: Ostertagia ostertagi
Lineage: Eukaryota; Metazoa; Nematoda; Chromadorea; Rhabditida; Trichostrongylidae
Source: the annotation of a GenBank genome assembly